GAUGGAGAUUUGACUUUGCGGUAUAGUCAAGAUGAGCAAGUAGCAAAUAUAAAUCACUUAAUUAUUUUCAUUUCAGAGUUUACUUUCAGAAUAAUUAUUUUUUUCGUGUUUAAGUACAAGACUUCAUCACGUCAAAGUUUCAGAAGAUCAGACUAAAAUGGAAACCUUUCGUGUUCUCAGUUUGGUAUAUUCAGCAGCUUUUGCUUUGUGUCUUGUCGUUUCGGUUCUUGCACAAGACCAAUCAGGUUUUAUAAGCAUCGACUGUGGAAUCCCAAGUGGAUCAUCCUACAAAGACGACACAACGGGCAUAAACUACGUUUCAGAUUCAUCCUUUGUCGAAACCGGAGUCUCCAAAUCUGUUUCCUUCACAGCUCAAAGACAGCUUCAAACACUGAGGAGCUUUCCCGAAGGUGCAAGAAACUGCUACACGCUGACACCAAAGCAAGGGAAAGGCAAGAAGUACCUCGUAAGAGCUGGUUUCAUGUACGGAAACUACGACGGAGAGAAUGGUUCUCCCGAGUUUGAUCUGUAUCUCGGUGGAAACAUCUGGGACACUGUCUUUCUCACCAAUGGAUCGGUCGUUGUAUCCAAAGAAGUCGUUUACUUGAGCCGAACAGAGAAAAUCUUUGUCUGUUUGGGAAACAAAGGCAAAGGAACUCCAUUUAUGUCGACGCUAGAGCUUCGGUUUCUCGGGAACGACAAUACGACGUAUGAUUCUCCAAACGGUGCUCUCUUCUUCUCCAGACGCUGGGACUUUGGCUCUCUUAUGGACUCACCCGUCAGAUACGAUGAAGAUGUUUUCGAUCGAAUCUGGAUACCUAGAAACUUUGGAUACUGCAGAGAGAUCAACACCUCACUACCUGUUCUCUCAGACGAUAAUAGUUACAAUCUUUCAAGUUUGGUGAUGAGCACAGCGAUGACUCCAACGAACACAACGAACCCCAUCGCAAUGACUUUAGAAAACAGCGAUCCAAACGUCAGGUACUUUGCUUACGUUCAUUUCGCCGAGGUAGAAGAUCUUAGUCUCAGACCGAACCAGACCAGAGAGUUCGAUAUCCGAAUCAACGGAGUCACAGUUCAUGCUGCCUUCAGUCCCAAGUAUCUUCAGACAAACACUUUUGUUCUAAACCCUGAGAGCCAAACUGAUAUUGUGUUUUCGCUAGUGAGAACGUCCAAGUCCACUCUUCCACCAAUUAUUAACGCACUAGAGAUCUACAUCGCAAAUAGUUUCUCGCAAUCUCUCACUAACGAAGAAGACGUCAACGCGGUUACGGGUGUAAAGACAAGCUAUAAAGUGAAGAGAAACUGGCAAGGAGAUCCUUGUAUGCCUAAUGACUACCUUUGGGAAGGACUUAACUGUAGUUAUGAUAGUCUUACUCCUCCAAGAAUCACAUCACUGAACUUAUCUUCUAGUGGGUUAACGGGCCUCUUAUCACCGUCCUUCUCCAACCUCACAAUGAUUCAAGAGCUAGACUUAUCAAACAAUGGCUUAACCGGAGAGAUACCAGAGUUUGUGUCAAGACUGAAUUUCUUGAGGGUUUUAUAUCUAGAGAAAAACAAGCUAACAGGUUCAGUUCCAUCCGAGUUAUUAGAAAGAUCAAAGACUGGAUCACUCACCUUAAGGGUUGGGGAGAAUCAGGGACUCUGUACCGAGAUUUCUUGCGGAAAAAGCAACAAGAAAACACUAGUGAUCGCCCUUGUCGCAUCAUUGUUCAUUCUCCUUUUACUCUCUGGUGUGUUUUGGAAGAUCAAGAACCGAAGGAAGAAGUCUGUAAACUCUGCGGUUGUGAAGGCAAAAUCAGAGAACAAGUUACUGUUUACAUAUGAAGACGUUGUGAAGAUGACAAAUAACUUCGGUCGUGUCCUCGGCAGAGGAGGGUUUGGAACAGUCUACCAUGGCUACUAUAACAACAUUCAAGUCGCUGUUAAACUUCUAUCAGAAACAUCAGCUCAGGGAUUCAAAGAGUUUCGCUCUGAGGUUGAAGUUCUUGUGAGGGUUCAUCAUGUAAACCUCACUGCACUCAUCGGUUACUUCCACGAAGCUGAUCAAAUGGGGUUGAUCUAUGAGUUCAUGGCUAAUGGAAACAUGGCUGAUCAUCUCUCUGGAAAGUAUGACCAUAUGUUGAGCUGGAGACAAAGGCUUCAGAUUGCACUCGAUGCAGCACAAGGUCUUGAGUAUCUUCACUGUGGAUGCAAACCUGCGAUAGUUCACAGAGAUGUGAAGACUUCGAACAUAUUGUUGAACGAUAAGAACAGAGCUAAGCUUGCAGAUUUUGGACUCUCGAGGAGUUUUCAGACAGAGAGUCGUUCUCAUGUCUCAACUCUAGUCGCUGGAACUCCUGGAUAUCUCGAUCCGCUAUGCUUUGAGACAAAUGGGCUAAACGAGAAGAGUGACAUUUACAGUUUUGGAGUUGUUCUGUUGGAGAUGAUUACAGGCAAGACUGCGAUCAGUGAGUCGCAGAGGAAACGUGUUCAUGUGAGUGAUUGGGUGAUAUCGAUUUUGAAGUCUACUAAUGAUGUGAACAAUGUUAUAGAUUCCAAAAUGCCUAAAGAUUUUGAUGCGAACUCUGUUUGGAAAGUUGUGGAGCUUGCUUUGGCUUCUGUUUCACAAAACGUUUCUGAGAGGCCAAACAUGCAACAGAUUGUUAAAGGACUGAAUGAGUGUCUUCAAAGAGAAGAGUGUGACAAGAAUUAUUGAUGUCAACACCACAAAUGUGUAGAAGUAAAGGGGUUGGAAAUGAAAAAAUGUGGAAAAUUUGGAGGUGUUUUUGUAAGUUUGUGCUGUGUAUCUUAAAGCCCUAAAAUAGUUGAAUAAUGAGUAAUUCUCAUGUUGUGACUUGUGAUGCAAACUUCUCAGAAGAUUGGUUCUCUUGUUUGAGGGAUAAAUCUGCGGUGUUACAUGGCAGUUUUGGAAGCCCAUAUAUCAAUUUACCGGGCCAACAAUAAAAGUUUUGGAAGCCCAUAUGGUUUGCUUUCAAGAAACAAAGGAAAAGUAAAAUGAGGGAGAGAAGAAGAUGGUGACAGGGAGACAAAGACCCAAUACCGCGUGGUACCCACGUACUUUUUGCAACAAAACGCAGAUUCCUUUGGACUUUUGAGACGCACGGUCUGUGCCGCUGUCCCUACAAAUCUUCUGUUUAACUCACGCGAUCGCUCACUCCACGGCUUCGUUUUCAAAACGUGCUUUUUGUUAUCGCGCAACAUGAAUGAUUCACAGCGCGAGUUCGGUGUUUCUUCGCACACGCGCGCGUCUCGUAGCGUCUAUCUCUGAUUUUGGGUUGACGUCAGACAAAUUUAGUUUUGUCUUACUUGUACAUUUUAAAAUAAAAAAACUCUUGAACACAAAAACUUCGUAAACAUUUAUAGUAUGGGACAAAGAUACUCCCACCUUAUUAGUUACUCCCUCAGUAUUUUUUUAUUUGACGUUUUCCAGCUUUGCACAAACAUUAAAAAAAUUGAUACAAUUUCUAUUUUAACCUUUUCAAUUGCUUUAGAUUGACUAAAGAUGCUAGAAGUCACGUUAAUAUUACAAGGGUAGAAACAUCAACUUCUAUCAUUAUUUGCAUUGAACUCCGUAAACGUCAAGUAUAUUGACACAAAAAAAAAUCACUAAAACGUCAACUAUUCCCGAACGAAGGGAGUAUUACUUUAAGUGGUGUUUGGAAGAAAAAAAUUUGUUUCAAAAUAAUUGAUUUUUUCAUUAUUUUAGAUAGAAUUUAGUAUCAUUUAAACUUUGUGAACAAUUACAAAAUAAUAUUUUUUUCCUUAUUGGUUGAAUUAAUUUCAUUUAAUGAUAUUUUUAUGUAGCCAAGAUAAAUUGUAUAGAAGUUUGUAUUUUCUUAAUCCAAGUGCAAAAAUCUUAAAAAUCACUUAAAUUGAUACAUAAGAGGUUAUACUUAAUGCAUGUGAUUAACUAACAGAGAUUAAUGUUCCAAUUGUAUUUGUAUGAUUAUGUGUAUGUGUAUGAUAUUUCUAAACAAUCAUGGUAGAAGUUAAGAGCACCUCCAACCUCACUCUAUUUUUCACUUUAAAAUAGAGUUUAUAGUAAAAAAUAUUCUAAUUGUACUCUAUUUCUCACUCUAUAAUAGAGUGAAAAAUAGGUUUACUUCAAAUAUAGAGUAAUUUGUUUUUUUUUGUUCAUCACUCUAUUUUCUACUCAAAAAUAGAGUACCAUUGGAGCAAACUCAAAUUCUAUUAUAGAGUAAAAAAUAGAGUGAGACAUUGGAGAUGGUCUAAUAGUACAUUGGUUGAGAAUUGAUGAUAUUAUGUGCAAUGGAUUUGAUUGAUUGAUUUAUACAUUUGUAUUGAUAUGUCAACAACUCCAAGAAUUGUACUGGCUGUGUGACUAGCUAGAGUCCGAUAUUAUUUGCAACUCCAAGUUAAGUAGUACAUUGGUUGAGAAUUGAUGAUAUUAUGUGCAAUGGAUUUGAUUGAUUGAUUUAUACAUUUGUACUGAUAUGUCAACAACUCCAAGAAUUGUACUGGCUGUGUGACUAGCUAGAGUCCGAUGCGUUAACCUCUUCUCUGGCUGAUAACUUUAUUGGUUAAUUUCAAAGAGAAGAGAACAAAAUUCAAAAGAAAGAAAAGGGCCAAAAAGUGGAAAGGGUUGCACAUAAAUAGAAUAGGUCAAAUAUUUAGACAAAAACUCAAUGAAUAACCCACUAAAUGUCACUGUCAAACUAGAAAAAAAAUAGUUAUAAUAUUCAGUCUGUAAUGAUAAUAAUGAGUGAUGUUGAAAAUAAUAAAAGCCAAUUCUACCUGGGACUGAUAUAACUACGACUACAACGACCUCUCUCCAUCCCCAUAGGUUGGAUAAUAGCUGUCAGAUUAUGAAAGAAAAAUAUCAAAUGGUUACCACGAGGGUAGUAUCAUCACUAGGAAAUUUAAUUUCUUAUUGGUAUAGUAAGUAAUAGUCCUAAGUAAUAAGGAGUAGUGAUUACUAUUUUUAUUUAUUUUUAUAUAAGUAGUGAUUUUUUUUUGGAGCAACUUAUAUAAGUAGUGAUUGUAAUGGAGUAUUCUGUAUUCACUGUUUUAUUUUCUGAACAGUGGAAGACAUCUUUUAAAAAAUCAACGUGAAUAUUAAUGUUUUCGUAACUUUGAUAGAUUGCUAAAUGUCAAACACAGUUUAGUUAUUCCGGGUGAAACAAAAUGCAACUAGUCUGCUCAUUUAGGAAGAAUAAGUCUUUUACUCUUUAGUCAUCUGUUACAAUUCAACCAUUAAAAAUAGUUUGCACAUUUGUCAAAUGGUAGGUGGUAGUCUGGUAGAUGAUAAUGUUGAAGAUCUGAUUUAUAUAAGGUAACUACUCCAUCGGAAACUUCAUUGAAGAGCGGUGUCCAAAGAAGGUAAAGGAAUAAUGUAUGGAUUGUAUACUUAAAUUAUGGGACAUCAUUUAAAUCUGAAGCCCUAUGCAUUUAACUGAAGAUAUACAAUCCCAACGUCUUUAUUGAAACUCUGGUUUGGGGUUGAGACUUUUAGGAAUAAACUAACUAACUUGCUUUGAUAAGUCCAGCUCAACAAAAUUAUAGACCACCACAAGUUUGAAACUAGCUACUAAUCUAAAAAACUUAGUAGUAUUUUGUAAGGAAAAAAGUUUCUCAGCUACACCAUGUUUAGUAUAAUACUAGGUGAUUUUUCCGUGCUCAUGCACGGAUAUAAAUAUUUCUAAAGUAAAUAUCUAUAAUAAUUGAUUGCUAUUUACUUUUAAUUUUAAAUUAAUUUAUAAUUUGUAUGCAUCAUUUAUAUUAAUAAUAUUAUAUUACUUUAAUUAUACAUAUGAUUUUUUAUAUGUUAUAUCUAAUCGGUUUUGUUGUUUUUACAGUCAAUUUAGUUAUCAUUUGGGUAAAUUAGAUUGCAUCUCUGAAUUCAAUUGUAAUAUUUUUUUAUUCUAUAUAUUAAAGUUUUGAUUAAUUUCUUAUUUGUAUUUAGGUGGUUGUUGUCUUAGAUAUGUAAAUAUACUUUAUGAAGAUUAUGUAUAACUUAAGAUAUAUCGUGCUUAGAAUGAAAUAAAAAAAUAAACUAAAGUGUAUGAUUUCAAAUUACAUAAAUUAAUUUAACAAUAAUAUUCUGAAGUCUCAUGCAUAUAUAUAAAUUUUACCAAAAAAAACUAAAUUGUAACAGUUGGUUAAAAUUUCAUUUUCAUUUUUAAUAUGUUUUGAGUUGUCCUAUGAUUUAUAUUUAUAAAAUAAAUUACUAAUCUUAUAAAAUUAUAUAUUCUUAUCGUAGUUAAAUCUAUGAUUUUAUAUAUAAGUUGGAUUAGUCGAAUCACUCAUAUUAUGAAUAUAUUGAGUUAUAUAUAUUCUUUCAAAUUCAAAAUGAAGUAUAAUUCUUUUUAUUAUAAUUAAGUCAAAUCAAGUUAAUUUUAUUUAUCGUUUAAAUGUGCAUGUAUUUUCAUAAUAUUUAUCAAAUUAUAUGUUGAUGUUUUUUAAAAGAAUAUUAAAAAUAAAGCGGUGAUCAAUAGGAACUUACAUGCAUAUGUAGUUGAUACAUUUUUGGAAUCUCAUGAACACAUAUCAAUAUU
Messenger RNA from Brassica rapa (field mustard), 6518 nucleotides. Its product is annotated as probable LRR receptor-like serine/threonine-protein kinase At1g05700. Gene Ontology annotation, biological process: protein phosphorylation. Gene Ontology annotation, molecular function: protein kinase activity; ATP binding; protein binding. The record is from RefSeq and is a predicted model, not a curated record. NCBI's taxonomy places the organism in Eukaryota, Viridiplantae, Streptophyta, Magnoliopsida, Brassicales, Brassicaceae.